Molecule: messenger RNA, 657 nt
Organism: Ogataea angusta
Lineage: Eukaryota; Fungi; Ascomycota; Pichiomycetes; Pichiales; Pichiaceae
Exons: 2
Coding region: 1-657 (218 amino acids)
Source: RefSeq, a predicted model, not a curated record
AUGUCCGUGUUUUUUAUGAUUAUCGAUUCCCAGUCGGAUUUGAGCACAAUAGCCAGUUCUGCCAGCGAGAGCGUGCCCACUCCCACUGCGAGACCUAGCCACAGCCCAAAGACGUUCAUCUUCCAGCUGAACGCCAUGAGCACCUCGAAUGGCAAUGGCCGCGCAAAUGACAUUGAUGCAGUCCAAAAACUGGUUGAAGGCAACCACCAAGAACAGUUUGCUGGCGUUGGCAAUGAGUUCUGGGUCGUUGGUGAACAAUUUUGUGAGACGGGUUCUGAAAAGAGCCAUCCAGCAGAAAUUAAAGAGACUGAGGAAACAGGCCGCAAAAAGCGACACGACAACGGCAAUCUUGUAGUUCUCGGACUUGGCGCCGAUGAUGUUGGCGAGCCGUGUAGAGCAGCAGAUCCCGACCGAGAAAGGGAUUUGGAAGCCGAACGACGCGACGGUCGAGACGAUCGACUGCGAGGCCAGUUCCAACGAGUUGAACUUUGCCGACAGGAAAGUGAUCACCUGGAACGCAAAUGCCUCCGACAGGAUCAUGAGCACGCCGGGAAGGCCCAGAGAGAAGAACGGGGCCCAUUCGGAGGUGAGCUGGCGGAAAGUGGUGUUAUAGUGCCAGCAUUGGUAGCCGUCGACGAAGCAGAUGUAAAGGCAUAG